UUUUUUUUUCGAGGAGAGGGCGGGGUAGGUGUCCGUCCCCUCCCCUCUUCCCCCUCCUUUGCCUUCUUGGUUUGAAUUUCCUCCCCCGGCAUUGCACUGGCGAACAGUGCAAGAGGCAAUACCCGCACGGAGGGAGAACGAAGGCUGAGACACCCCUGCUGCUCCAAACCCAGAAGAACUGGAGCCUGGAGGCGGGUGAGGGGAGAAGAGGAAGCGGGAGGGGCUUGGCUUCCUCGCGUAUUUGAGGACAGCCCAUCUCCCUUCAAGAACCCUACGGAGAGACAGACUGCAUCUCCGCAACGAGCUCUUGGAGCGCCGCCGGCCGGGAGGCGAAGGAUGCUGGCGGCUCCGCGCGCCGGCUGCGGGGCAGUGCUCCUGCUGUGGAUUGUCAGCAGCUGCCUCUGCAGAGCCUGGACGGCUCCCUCCACGUCCCAAAAAUGUGAUGAGCCGCUCGUCUCUGGACUCCCCCAUGUGGCUUUCAGCAGCUCCUCCUCCAUGACUGGUAGCUAUUCUCCCGGCUAUGCCAAGAUAAACAAGCGAGGAGGUGCUGGGGGAUGGUCUCCAUCAGACAGUGACCAUUAUCAAUGGCUUCAGGUUGACUUUGGCAAUCGGAAGCAGAUCAGUGCCAUUGCAACCCAAGGAAGAUAUAGCAGCUCAGAUUGGGUGACCCAGUACCGGAUGCUCUACAGCGACACAGGGAGAAAUUGGAAACCCUACCAUCAAGAUGGGAAUAUCUGGGCAUUUCCUGGAAACGUUAACUCUGAUGGUGUGGUCCGGCAUGAAUUACAGCAUCCUGUUAUCGCCCGCUAUGUGCGCAUCGUGCCUCUGGAUUGGAAUGGAGAAGGUCGCAUUGGACUCAGAAUUGAAGUUUAUGGCUGUUCUUACUGGGCUGAUGUUAUCAACUUUGAUGGCCAUGUUGUGUUACCAUAUAGAUUCAGAAACAAGAAGAUGAAAACACUGAAAGAUGUCAUUGCCUUGAAAUUUAAGACGUCUGAAAGCGAAGGAGUAAUCUUGCACGGAGAAGGACAGCAAGGAGAUUACAUUACCUUGGAACUGAAAAAAGCCAAGCUGGUCCUCAGUUUAAACUUAGGAAGCAACCAGCUUGGCCCCAUAUAUGGCCACACAUCAGUGAUGACCGGAAGUUUGCUGGAUGACCACCACUGGCACUCCGUGGUCAUUGAGCGCCAGGGGCGGAGCAUUAACCUCACGCUGGACAGGAGCAUGCAGCACUUCCGCACCAACGGAGAGUUUGACUACCUGGACUUGGACUACGAGAUAACCUUUGGAGGCAUCCCUUUUUCUGGCAAGCCCAGUUCCAGCGGUAGAAAGAAUUUCAAAGGCUGCAUGGAAAGCAUCAACUACAACGGCAUCAACAUUACUGAUCUUGCCAGAAGGAAGAAAUUAGAGCCCUCAAAUGUGGGAAAUUUGAGCUUCUCUUGUGUGGAACCCUAUACAGUGCCUGUCUUUUUCAAUGCUACAAGUUACCUGGAGGUACCCGGACGGCUUAACCAGGACCUGUUCUCAGUCAGUUUCCAGUUUAGGACAUGGAACCCCAACGGUCUCCUGGUCUUCAGUCACUUUGCGGAUAAUUUGGGCAAUGUGGAGAUUGACCUCACUGAAAGCAAAGUGGGUGUUCACAUCAACAUCACACAGACCAAGAUGAGUCAAAUCGAUAUUUCCUCAGGUUCUGGGUUGAAUGAUGGACAGUGGCAUGAGGUUCGCUUCCUAGCCAAGGAGAAUUUUGCUAUUCUCACCAUCGAUGGAGAUGAAGCAUCAGCAGUUCGAACUAAUAGUCCUCUUCAGGUUAAAACUGGCGAGAAGUACUUUUUUGGAGGUUUUCUGAACCAGAUGAAUAACUCAAGUCACUCUGUUCUUCAGCCCUCAUUCCAAGGAUGCAUGCAGCUCAUUCAAGUGGAUGAUCAACUUGUAAAUUUAUACGAAGUGGCACAAAGGAAGCCGGGAAGUUUUGCAAAUGUCAGCAUUGACAUGUGUGCGAUCAUAGACAGAUGUGUGCCCAAUCACUGCGAGCAUGGUGGGAAGUGCUCACAAACAUGGGACAGCUUCAGAUGCACUUGUGAUGAGACAGGAUACAGUGGGGCCACCUGCCACAACUCUAUCUACGAGCCUUCCUGUGAAGCAUACAAACACCUAGGCCAGACAUCAAAUUACUACUGGAUAGAUCCUGAUGGCAGUGGACCUCUGGGGCCUCUGAAAGUUUACUGCAACAUGACAGAGGACAAAGUGUGGACCAUAGUGUCUCAUGACUUGCAGAUGCAGACGAAUGUGGUCGCCUACAACCCAGAAAAAUACUCAGUGACACAGCUUGUUUACAGCGCCUCCAUGGACCAGAUAAGUGCCAUCACUGACAGCGCGGAGUACUGCGAGCAGUAUGUCUCCUAUUUCUGCAAGAUGUCAAGGUUGUUGAACACUCCAGAUGGAAGCCCUUACACUUGGUGGGUUGGCAAAGCCAACGAGAAGCACUACUACUGGGGAGGUUCUGGGCCCGGAAUCCAGAAAUGUGCCUGCGGCAUUGAACGCAACUGCACAGAUCCCAAGUACUACUGUAACUGCGACGCGGACUACAAGCAGUGGAGGAAGGAUGCUGGCUUCUUAUCGUACAAAGAUCACCUGCCAGUGAGCCAAGUGGUGGUUGGAGAUACUGACCGGCAAGGCUCAGAAGCCAAAUUGAGUGUGGGUCCUCUGCGCUGCCAAGGAGACAGGAAUUAUUGGAAUGCCGCCUCUUUCCCAAACCCAUCCUCCUACCUGCAUUUCUCUACCUUCCAAGGGGAAACUAGCGCUGACAUUUCUUUCUACUUCAAAACAUUGACCCCCUGGGGAGUGUUUCUUGAAAAUAUGGGAAAGGAAGAUUUCAUCAAGCUGGAGCUGAAGUCUGCCACAGAAGUGUCCUUUUCAUUUGAUGUGGGAAAUGGGCCGGUAGAGAUUAUAGUGAGGUCACCAACCCCUCUCAACGAUGACCAGUGGCACCGGGUCACUGCAGAGAGGAACGUCAAGCAGGCCAGCCUACAGGUGGACCGGCUGCCCCAGCAGAUCCGCAAGGCCCCAACAGAAGGCCACACCCGCCUGGAACUCUACAGCCAGUUAUUUGUUGGUGGUGCUGGGGGCCAGCAGGGCUUCCUGGGCUGCAUCCGCUCCUUGAGGAUGAAUGGGGUGACACUUGACCUGGAGGAAAGAGCAAAGGUCACAUCUGGGUUCAUAUCCGGAUGCUCAGGCCAUUGCACCAGCUAUGGAACAAACUGUGAAAACGGAGGCAAAUGCCUAGAGAGAUACCACGGUUACUCCUGCGAUUGCUCUAAUACUGCGUAUGAUGGAACAUUUUGCAACAAAGAUGUUGGUGCAUUUUUUGAAGAAGGGAUGUGGCUACGAUAUAACUUCCAGGCACCAGCAAUCAACGCCAGAGACUCCGGCAGCAGAGUAGAGAACUCUCCCGACCAGCAGAACUCCCACCCAGACCUGGCCCAGGAGGAGAUCCGUUUCAGCUUCAGCACCACCAAAGCGCCCUGCAUUCUCCUCUACAUCAGCUCCUUCACCACAGACUUCUUGGCAGUCCUCGUCAAACCCACCGGAAGCUUACAGAUUCGAUACAACCUGGGUGGCACCCGAGAGCCAUACAAUAUUGACGUAGACCACAGGAACAUGGCCAAUGGACAGCCGCACAGUGUCAACAUCACCCGCCACGAGAAGACCAUCAUUCUCAAGCUCGAUCAUUAUCCGUCUGUGAGUUACCAUCUGCCAAGUUCAUCCGACACCCUCUUCAAUUCUCCCAAGUCGCUCUUUCUGGGAAAAGUUAUAGAAACAGGGAAAAUUGACCAAGAGAUUCACAAAUACAAUACCCCAGGAUUCACUGGUUGCCUCUCCAGAGUCCAGUUCAACCAGAUCGCCCCUCUCAAGGCUGCCUUGAGGCAGACAAACGCCUCGGCUCACGUCCACAUCCAGGGCGAGCUGGUGGAGUCCAACUGCGGAGCCUCGCCGCUGACCCUCUCCCCCAUGUCGUCUGCCACCGACCCCUGGCACCUGGAUCACUUGGAUUCAGCCAGUGCGGAUUUUCCAUAUAAUCCAGGACAAGGCCAAGCUAUAAGAAAUGGAGUCAACAGAAACUCGGCUAUCAUUGGAGGCGUCAUUGCUGUGGUGAUUUUCACUAUCCUCUGCACCCUGGUCUUCCUGAUCCGGUACAUGUUCCGCCACAAGGGCACCUACCAUACCAAUGAAGCGAAGGGGGCGGAGUCGGCAGAGAGCGCAGACGCCGCCAUCAUGAACAACGACCCCAAUUUCACAGAGACCAUUGAUGAAAGCAAAAAGGAAUGGCUCAUUUGAGGGGUGGUUACUUGGCUAUGGGAUAGGGAGGAGGGAAUUACUAGGAAGGAGAGAAAGGGACAAAAGCACCCUGCUUCAUACUCUUGAGCACAUCCUUAAAAUAUCAGCACAAGUUGGGGGAGGCAAGCAAUGGAAUAUUCUUGAGACUGAUGACAAAAAAACAAAAAAUUUAAUAUUUCUUUAUAGCUGAGUUUUCCCUUCUGUAUCAAAACAAAAUAAUACAAAAAAAUGCUUUUAGAGUUUAAGCAAUGGUUGAAGUUUGUAGGUAAUAUCUGUCUUAUUUUGUGUGUGUUUAGAGGUGUUCUAAAGACCCGUGGUAACAGGGCAAGUUUUCUACAUUUUUAAGAGCCCUUAGAACAUGGGUAUUUUUUCUUGAGAAAAGCUGAUGCACCUACAUAUGGCCCCCAACAUUCUCUUCCUUUUGCUUCUAGUCAACCUUAAUGGGCUGUUGUAGUAACUAGUUCGUGUUCAUAUACUAUUUCCUUUGAUGUCCUAUAAGUUGGAAAAGAAAGGGGCAAAGAGAACCUAUUAUUUGCCAGUUUUCAAGCAGAGUUCAAUCUAUGCCAGCUCUCUGGCAUCUGGGGUUCCUGACUGGUAACAGCAGUUGAAGCAAGAGAGUGCAUGGCACCUGGUGUGUAACGACACAAUCAGCACAACUGGAGAGAGGCAUUAAAGAACCAGAGAAGGCAGUUUAUAUUGGGGUUGUUGGUUUUUCAUUGAAUUCUACAAGCUAAUAUUGUUCUAAUAUGUAGUCUUAGACCAAUUCAAUAUCUGUAACUAUCAGCUGCAAUACCAUGGUGACCAGCUGUUACAAAAGAUUUUUUCCUGUUUUAUCUGAAACAUACUGGAUUUAUAUAUGUAUAAGCGCCUCAAUGGGGUAUUAGAGCCAGAUGUUAUGAUUUGUUUGCUCUUUUUCUUUUAAAGUUGUAGCGAACAUAUGGAUAAUUUCUAGUGAAUGCAUAAAUUAGGUUGCGCUUCUUAUUUUGCUUUAAGUCUCUGGUAGUUUUUCCACCCCUGUGAUAAAAUCCUAAUAGACCGUGUCCUAUAAAUGGAUGCAACACAAUAAAGUUAUUACGGCUGUUACUCUGGAUGAUAUGGAAAACACUGCCAUAUUUUAAAUCAACUACUCCACGUGUUUUUCCAUGCAAUCACACUGCUGUGAUUCAGGGAUCUUCUGAGAUGGACACAUUUGAACCUCAACUUCCUCACAAACCUGGUACCUGUUGCUUCUCAGACGAUGGACAAGUGUAGUUAGUCACACCUCUUAGUUUAAUCUGAAACCUUGACCCAGUUGUGUAACAAAUAACUCAUUGAUUAUAUUUAAAAAUAAUACACUUCAUGUAAACAAAUGGGGACAAUGCAUCCAAAAAUAAUCUUAUUUUUUAAACAGAUUAUACAAAACAGAUUUCUAGAAAGACUACCAUUUGUGAUCAUUAUAUUUCAAGCCUCUUAUACUUAAUAAGCACUUUUUUAAAAAUCUUGAGAUCCCACCAUUCUGAGGAAUUAAAUAUGAUCACUUUUUCCUUCUUUGCCUGGGAGAGGUUAAGAGGAGGUUUCAGAGGUAUAGAUGCUAUUGUUCUGAUGGCCCGGCUCAAUAAAAUGGAAAUUCUAGUUGGUUAGAAUAAUGCAUUUUUUUUUCAAGAUUCUCAGUAUGCCUAACUUAUUGGGGCAUGUCAGUUUCUUGGGUAAUGGAAAACAUUACCUAGAGUUGCUAGUGGCACAUUACACCAGUACACAGCACAUUCCAAAAGACACAUUGGACCAGUUAAUUCCCAUGCAAGUCAAGGUAACAGAACAAAAGGGAAUCCUGAUGCCCUUUUACCGUUGGCUGGUUGAGCUCAGGCACUGUCAUGGACACCCUUAAUUUUAAAAGGUUUUAAUCAUUCUUCUAUAAAAUACAUUUAAAGUGGAAAAACAUUUAAUAUCACUAAAUAUCAGAACAAUGUAACAUUUACAAAUGAAAUAUUGAAAGCAAAGGCUGUUUUAUUUAGCCAAGAUGACUACCAUUAGGAGUUACUGUAUGUAUUGUUGAACGCAAAUUUUAAACAUAACAUUUUAAAAGUGUUUCUGAUUUUUAAACCUGGUUUACAGGUAUUACUCCUGUACUUACCAAAUAACGCCCGAUGGAAAUUUAUUAUUUCUUGCAAUUCCCAUGAUAGCUCUGUUCAUUAUGCAUUGUCAACACUUUUCCUUUUUUCCCCAAAAUGAGUAGGGGAUUAAAGUCACCCAAAACAGCUUCUGCUACUAAAAUGUUCUCAUCCUUUCUCCUCCCGCAAAAGGUGAAAAAUGAGAUCCAAUCCUCUCACCAAAAUUUCAAACCUAGGACACUGGAAUGACUGCAGGGAUCAGUGGUUCUCCCAUAUCACCAUCAAUUAAGACAUAUAGGAUACUCUCUCUCUCUCUUCAAGAGGGUUACAAUAUGGCCAUCAGACAGGAAACCAAAAGGUGGAUAAAGUAUUAAGUAAUUAAGUGCCAAAUAAAUGCUGGAAAUCUUGACCUCUUCUUGGGAUUAUGAGUUUAACAAAAAUCCCUACACCUGCUUAUGAAGGCCAUAUCCAGUACAUUUUAAGUGGUAAAUAAUAUAUUUAUGUGAAGAAAAGGAAUUAACUCUUUCUUCCAACUCUCUCCCUGGACAGCCUAACACAGUGCAGCCUCGAUAACCAUGACAUUCCCACCCAAGCUCUCAGUGCCUAAUCCUGCUUUGUCAUUCACUUCUCACACAAUCUUGACAUCUUAUAUUCCAAUACAUUAUCAAGCAAGCACAAGUAUAUUGGUAGUAGCCUCUUUAAAUAAUAUGUAUAGACAACAACAACAACAAAAUAGGCUGUUCUAAAGUUUCAGGGAAAGUUAAUGGCGGAUUUAAGGUUGUGCAGGAAACAUCUGUGUAUGAAGCAAAUAUCGAUGUUUUGGAAAGAUAGGAGAUGACUUUGAAUGAAUGCAAGGUUAGUGCGACUGUAAGCUCUCAAAAUAGCAGACUCCCUAGAGUUCAAGAAAGCUGGUCCAGGAGGUUGAAAAAGUUGUUUUAUUGUUAAAUUAUUUUCUGGCCCUUCUUAAUAUUUAAAAAUAUAUUUCCCCUUGUGGCUUUCAACCAACUGCUCAAAGAGACUUGUUAUGUGGAAGUUUUCAUUAAAGAGCUGAAAACAAGAAUUUAGACAGCCUUUACUAGAAAAUGUCCUACUGCCCUGCAUUUGACAAACAAGCAUCCUUUACUAACAAGAACAGGAAUUCAGAGGCACAAGAAAAAGCAAUGGCAUGAGCCAAAGAGUCUAUCUUAAUAUUACUUUUGAACAUCUGCUGAGCAGCCACCAUAUAUGCAGGCUGAGAGCUGGGCACAGACAGAAGCCACUGGAAGCACUUCAGGAACAAGCACACAGCUAUGGGACUUGAACAUGCAAGUGUUCAGGUCGCGUCAAGAAGCUUUUCUUUCCUUCUAUGAUGCAAUCUGUUCUUUUCGAUCCUACUUUUUUCUCUCUUCCUCUCCUUGCCACACUAUAUCCUGCUCUUACGCAGCAAACUUUUUAAUGGCCCCUUUAUGUUUCAUGCCUCCAAACAACACUGAAUUUGAAACCCCCCCUUUUGGCCGGGCGCGGUGGCUCACGCCUGUAAUCCCAGCUCUCAGGGAGGCAGAGGCGGGAGGAUAGCUUGAGCCCCGGAGUUCGAGACCUGCCUGGGUAAUAUAGCGAGACCCCGUUCUCCACAAAAAGGAAAAAAAAAAAAAAGAAACCCCCCCUUUUCUUUUCACCACUCUGUUGAGCAAUUUUCCCAAAAAAAGGCAGCAAUUAUUAAACUUAAUUCAAGUGAGCCAGUCAAAGAUAGGUCCUAAAUUGCUAGUCCCAACAGAACCACCUGAUCCUAAACCAGUGAGAAACAAACAGUAACAAUAUCCGCCGCUGACUUCAGCUAAGAAUCAAUGGCCCCUGCCCACCUCCCCCUCAACUUUUCUUUCUUUUGAGACGGAGUCACACUCCGUCGCCCAGGCUGGAGUGCACUGGCGCCAUCUUGGGCUCACAGCAACCACCUCCUCCUCCCGCAUUCAGGCGAUUCUCCUGCCUCAGCCUCCCAAGAGCUGGGAUUACAGGCACUCGCCAUCACACCCGGCUAAUAUUUUUGUAUUUUUAGUAGAGGCCGGGCUUCACCAUGUUGGCCGGGGUGGUCUCAAACUCCUGACCUCAAGUGAUCCGCCCACCUCGGCCUUGCAAAGUGCUGGGAUUACAGGUGUGAGCCACCGUGCUGAGCCAGCCCCAUUUUUUAAAUGAUGAUUUGAUAAGAGUGGACCCUGAGAAUUAGCUGACAGCAUCCCCUUUCUCUCUCCCUGCCUUGGUGUGACCCUCCCUGUGUGACCUUGGUUAAGUCCUCGAACUUUUGUCCCGUGUUUAAGAUGGAGCUGUUUUACCUACUUCAUAAGACAGUUGCAAGGUGCCAUUGAUUCUUGACUGCAAAAUACCCUGAAACCCUUAUAUGAAGGCUUAAGUCAACGGAGCCUAGUGGAAGAUUUGUGGCUUGUGGUUGAAAGUCACAUCAAAAGACAAAUGUGGCCACGUUCAGGAAUUGGAGACUUACUGGCAUGGCUCUACAACUGCUCAAUUAUUAAUCAUGCAGACUAACCUGUCAACACUGGGAGAUGCAACAUAGCAAAAGGACAGAGAAAUUAGAAUAUUUUGUGCAGAAAGCCCUAAAUUCUCACCUGAAUGUAACUUAUAGCUCCCUUACCUACUCUUACACAUGCCUUCCCAAUAUGCUAGACUGGCUUAUACAUAGGCCAACACAAAAUACAAACGUGACAUGUUCAUGUAGCCUAGUGGCUCGGUGCCUAUUCUCCAUGUAUCUGCAUGGUAAUGUUGGAAACUUUAAGUACAUUUCUUUCACAGCAGUUUUCUUCAUAAGUGGUAUAUAAAUCUCAUAUUCAAUGAAAUGGGGAAAUCACGUUGAGAAGUUGGUUUGUUAUCUCUCAUUGAGCAAAGACUGGCAGGAGAUAAUAAAAAUAAAUAUGGGCACACACGUAUUAAUAUACAGCACGCAUUUACAAGUUUAUUUUCCAGAUAAAAUUGUGGUAUAAGAACAGUUCUACCAAAACAGUCUGCACCAUUUCCAAGUCUCAGUUAAUUUACAGCAACUGCUGCUUUUGGAGAUGGCUGUGAAAAUAUGGAAGUUCCUCUCAAGUAGGCAAAGAAACAGUUCUAGAUUUACUGAUUCUAAGUUUUAUUUUGUCAAGUUUUUUAAAUUUUCUCAGUGAGCAUGGUGACUGCAGAGGUUAGCGUUGUGAAAAGCUGGGCUAAAUAUUCUUUCUGUAAAGUCCAAUAGGAUUCCAUCCCUAUGAAAUAACACAAAAUUUCACUCUCUAAAAGCAACAGCAUGUAAACUAGAAUGAAAAAAGGAAAUUAUGUACGUAUGCCUAAUAUUCUUUGUGAAUGUCUUUCAUUUAACUAAAAUUAUAUUAGAAACCAGAUUGAUAAAUAAAAAUUUCAACAUAGUUUUAAUUAUCCUAAAA
Macaca mulatta (Rhesus monkey) is the source of this 9820-nucleotide messenger RNA. RefSeq names its product contactin associated protein 2 (gene CNTNAP2). The record is from RefSeq and is a predicted model, not a curated record. Lineage: Eukaryota; Metazoa; Chordata; Mammalia; Primates; Cercopithecidae.